Messenger RNA from Oryza sativa Japonica Group (Japanese rice), 528 nucleotides. RefSeq lists its product as uncharacterized. The record is from RefSeq and is a predicted model, not a curated record. Lineage: Eukaryota; Viridiplantae; Streptophyta; Magnoliopsida; Poales; Poaceae.
AUGGGGGAGAUGGUGAGGGGCGGCAACGGCGGGCUGCUCAGGGGCGACCAGCGGCGGCAAGGGAGGCGCGCCGGUGGCUCACGGCCGCAGGGCGGCAGCGGCUGGCAAGGGGCGGCGCUGGGUGGCGCUGGCGGAUCUGGGACGCCGGUUGGCAAGGGGCGGCGGCGGCUGGCUGGUCAGGGGCAGCAGCGGCUGGUCAGGGGCGCCAGCGGCUGGCUGCUCAAGGCUGGCACUAGCGGCUCUGGUGAGGGGUGCCGGUGGCGGAUUGCGGGCGCAGGGCAACGGCGGCAAGCGAGGGGUGGCGUCGGCUCACGGGCGCGGAGCGGCGGCGGCUGGCAGGCGCAGGGUAGCGGCUGGCAGGCGCAGGGCGGCGGCCACGCGCACGCCGGAGGUGGAAGGCGGCGGGAGCACAGCGACGGCGCCCCAGAUCUUGGAAAAUCAGACAUCAGAACAAUCAAGUCAGAUUUCACGGCUUUGUCGCAGACUCUACGCCUACUCGAUUACUCGAGAACGGUUGAUGGGGCUUGA